AUGGUCGAGGCAAGCCAGGUCUGCUCGAGCUACUACAGCCUCAACCACACCUUAGUGGAGACCUUCCAAUGCCCCCGACGUGGAGAGGGAGCAACCCUCCUGUACUGCUGCGGCUUCGCUGACCUCAAGUACUGCUGCAGCGAGCCAGGGAGCUACUUCCCUUACAAGUACAGCUACAUGUGGAGCCUCAGCAUUGGUGCCUUGAUUGGACUGGGAAUUGCUGCCCUUGUUUUACUUGCCUUUGUCAUCAGCGUCUGUGUCCUUUGCUACUUAUUUCUUUAUUCAAAACCUCAGAAAUUAGACACAGGACUCAAACUCCAACACCUGGAGGCUUCUUCAGGAGAAGGUAACUCCAGUAGGGAAGCCAAAGCUACUAAUUCAAAUGCAGUUUCAAAUUCAACAAAUGAAACCUCAUGUGAUGCAGAUGAGAUCAUUCAAGAAAAGCUGAUGGAUACGACAAAUCAACAAUGCUCAUUUGCUAAAAAUACUGCAUUUUAGGAAUUUGGUGGAAGGAUGGGUGUAAAAACACAGUAUGUAUUUUAGGUUAUCAUUGCAAUUUUAGACAUAAACAAGUGUAAUACACAUGCCUGCAUCAUAUUUCCCAAAUAAUUCAGUUGUUUUUGAGUAACAACUGGUAUUCAUAGAACGAAACUUUCAUAACUCAAAUGCUUUGCUCAAGGAGGAUGUGGUGUUACUGUAAAAUAGGGAAUUAGGUUAAUAAAAUACUUUGGUAGAAAUAACUAUCAAUUAGUCUACUACAAAUAUGAAAAGAGCCUAAGAAGGUUUAUGCCAUGCUAUAAGUGUUUGCUAAUUUACUUUAAUAGUCUUAGAACUUUAGUUUAUAUUUAUACAUGAGGUGAGAUAAACAACUAUAUUUCCUGGUUCCUUCCUCUUGAGAAUUCUCAGACCAAUCUUUGUUUAUUAAGUUUUUCCCAUUACAAUGAAAGGACCUACAUACUGGGAGAAUUUAACAUCAGUUUGCACCCCCUUUUCUUUCUCUGAAUUGCUCUUUUAAUUUAUUUAAUAAAUAAUUAUAAAAUUAAGAUACAUUCUUCAGAGAAUUUAAAUCUUAACAAUACUAACGCCGUUCAUUUCACUUGCCAAAAAUGCUGUGCUUCCUUGAUCUGAUUACAACGGUCUCUAUGGCAAAUAAUAGACGUUUCAUAUGAUGUAGUGUAGAGAACUCGUUCUGGAGUCAGAGGAAUUGGGUUCCCUUUCUUUGGUGCUUAUUAUCUGUGUGACUUUGGCCAAUCAUUUAUAAUCUCUCUCCACUUCAAUUUUCUCACCUGUAAAAUGAAGGACAUUGAGACUAGACGGUUUCUGAAAUACCUUCUUGAGCUGGUUCAACAACCCUAAUUUAGUACAACAAAUUAUUUCCACUGCUUCUCAUCAAAGGAUUCUCUAAAUUU
Gracilinanus agilis (Agile Gracile Mouse Opossum) is the source of this 1409-nucleotide messenger RNA. RefSeq names its product shisa like 2B (gene SHISAL2B). Lineage: Eukaryota; Metazoa; Chordata; Mammalia; Didelphimorphia; Didelphidae. Bases 1 to 498 code for a protein of 165 amino acids. The transcript is spliced from 3 exons. The record is from RefSeq and is a predicted model, not a curated record.